Molecule: messenger RNA, 1627 nt
Organism: Pistacia vera
Lineage: Eukaryota; Viridiplantae; Streptophyta; Magnoliopsida; Sapindales; Anacardiaceae
Product: NPL4-like protein 1
Exons: 2
Coding region: 202-1437 (411 amino acids)
Biological process (GO): ubiquitin-dependent protein catabolic process
Cellular component (GO): nucleus
Molecular function (GO): ubiquitin protein ligase binding; ubiquitin binding
Source: RefSeq, a predicted model, not a curated record
ACGACGACGUAUGCUUAUAGAUGGCAGUAGUAUAAAAUUUUUGUGUCCCUUCCACCUUCUUCCAGUCUUUCUUCCCAAGAAAUCCCAAAAGCUUCUCUCACCAAAUUCCCACUCUUCACUCCAAGCACUUGUUCUCCCAAGAGUUGUUAAAUUCCCACACAAUUUUCAAUCUGAUCGAUCACCUCUAAUUCUCGAGCAAACAUGCUGCUUCGUAUACGCAGCAGAGAUGGCCUUGAGCGCGUCACAAUCGACAGCGCAAACAUCACAGUAUCCCAGCUCAAAACCCUAAUCCAAUCCCAGCUUCAAAUCCCCGUUCAAAACCAAACCCUUUCAACUAAUCAAAACCUAUUGUUAGCCAAAUCACCGUCCGAUCUCCAAAAAUUCACCGAUAUGUCUAACUCAAACACGCCCUUAUCUUCUCUCAAUAUCUCCCACGGCUCAAUAAUUUUCUUGUCUUACGAAGGAGAACGCAGCAUCAAGGGCCCUGCUAUCCAGCCGGCCGGAUCUUUCGGCCGCAAGAUGACCAUGGACGACCUGAUUGCCAAACAGAUGCGAGUCACGCGGCAGGAGAAUCCGCAUUGUGACUCUGUCUCUUUCGACCGCGAUUGUGCCGACGCUUUUCAGCAUUACGUCAACGAAUCACUGGCGUUCGCGGUCAAACGCGGGGGAUUCAUGUAUGGAACGGUGUCGGAAGAUAAAAAGGUGGAGGUGAAUUUCAUCUACGAGCCGCCGCAGCAGGGGACAGAGGAGAUGCUUUGUCUGUUGCGUGAUCCGGAGGAGGAGAAAUUGGUGGAUGGCAUUGCUGCUGGAUUGGGGAUGAAGAAAGUAGGGUUUAUUUUCACACAAACGAUAAUGCAGAAUAAAAAGGAUUACACUUUAUCGACCAGGGAGGUUUUGCAGGCCGUUGAGUAUCACGCGGAGAGCAAUAUGGAGGAGUGGGUAACGACGGUGGUUAAGUUGGAGGUGAGUGAGGAUGGAACUGCCGCAAUUCAUUUUGAAGCGUUUCAAAUGAGUGAUAUGUGCGUCAGGUUGUUUAAGGAGGGAUGGUUUGAGACUGAGAUUUCGGAAGGUGAUGAUCCCAAAUUAUCGAAGAUGAAGAAGGAAGUGGUUGUUGGUGUGAAGGAUGUUAAGGAAGUUGAUAAUGAUUUUUUCUUGGUGGUGGUUAAAAUUUUGGAUCACCAGGGCCCUCUUUCAUCUACUUUUCCCAUUGAGAACCGGAACACCCAAUUAACAAUGAGGGCACUUAAGAGUCAUCUGGACCGCUCACCGAAUCUUCCACUAGUCAAGCGAAUUUCAGAUUUUCAUUUGUUGCUAUUUCUGGCAAGGUUUCUUGACCUAAAUUCUGAUGUCCCUGCAUUGACACAAUGUGUGCUGACACAGGCAGCAGUACCAGAAGGUUAUAAGCUCCUAAUUAACUCGAUGGCUGAAACUGCAUGAUAUCAAGAUUGUGAUUUGGCUUUGCUCAGUUGUGCGCAGUUGGUGGCUGUGUGAACAAUUUUAUUGCUUUUCAACACCAUGGGUGAAGGGGCCCUAAGUCUCAUUGAAGUUACAAAUGGUUAUGUGCACCAUCACUUUGACCUUGUGCCAUAAAUUAAACUGUUAUAUUUAUCAAUUGGUCUGCUUUUCA